AUGUCAAAGCCUGCUGAUCAUAUCAAGAGACCCAUGAACGCCUUCAUGGUGUGGUCCCGGGGCCAGCGGAGGAAAAUGGCCCAAGAGAACCCCAAAAUGCACAACUCGGAGAUCAGCAAACGACUGGGCGCCGAGUGGAAGCUGCUCUCCGAGUCCGAGAAGAGACCCUACAUCGACGAGGCCAAGAGACUGCGUGCGCAACACAUGAAGGAGCACCCCGACUACAAGUACCGACCGAGGCGCAAACCCAAAAACCUGCUGAAGAAGGACCGCUACGUUUUCCCGUUGCCUUACCUCGGGGACACCGACCACCUGAAGGGACUUCCGGUGUCCGCUGCGGAUUCUCUCUUGGGCUCGUCGGAGAAAGCCCGGGCGUUUCUCCCGCCGACCUCCGCCCCCUACUCCUUCCUCGACCCGAGCCAGUUCAGCUCCAGCGCCAUCCAGAAGAUGACAGAGAUGCCGCACACGUUGAGCACCAGCACUUUGCCGUACGCAUCCUCGUUGGGAUACCAGAACGGCGCGUUCGGCACCCUCGGGUGCCCCAGUCAGCACACCCACACCCACCCGUCGCCCACAAACCCGGGCUACGUCGUCCCGUGUAACUGCACGGCCUGGUCAACGUCAAGUUUACAGCCCCCGGUGGCCUACAUACUUUUUCCAGGUAUGACCAAGACUGGAAUUGACCCGUAUUCCUCCGCGCACGCCGCUGCCAUGUAA
Messenger RNA from Oryzias latipes (Japanese medaka), 717 nucleotides. It is a transcript of the gene sox14, whose product is annotated as SRY-box transcription factor 14. Gene Ontology annotation, biological process: brain development; positive regulation of transcription by RNA polymerase II; negative regulation of transcription by RNA polymerase II. NCBI's taxonomy places the organism in Eukaryota, Metazoa, Chordata, Actinopteri, Beloniformes, Adrianichthyidae. Gene Ontology annotation, cellular component: nucleus. Gene Ontology annotation, molecular function: DNA-binding transcription activator activity, RNA polymerase II-specific; RNA polymerase II cis-regulatory region sequence-specific DNA binding. The record is from RefSeq and is marked provisional.